AGAUCAAGACGCGCCGGGUUUCCACACACGUCCACGUCCCACGAGAGUUUGAUGUGAUUCGCCUUGCAGGACUGGACUGAUAACAUUCGAUUUAGGGACUUGGUUUUAUUUAGCUCUUGGUGGCAUGGAUUUGUCCACAAGAUAAGAGCAGGGGAAUAGCGUGACAUAAGCCUAUCAGACCCACAUACCAGUCGUUGCAUUGGGAAAAAGGGUAAGCUAUUUACUAUUUUUAACACCCGUUAAAUUUUUCUAAAACAUUUUGUCGUUUAGCUUUGUGUUUAUUAUUAUAGGAUAUUAUAGAACAAUCAACUUAAAUUCAGAUGCAUAGAUAUACUUAUAAUUGAUAUUUAAGGCCUCGUCUACAGAGUGCGCCAAAUAGUGUGUAUGCCAAAUAGUGUGUAUGCCCUACUCACUCUAGGAAAAGAAAAACACGUAGCCUAAAAAUAUUUUACUGCUAUUUUUUAAAGAUACGAAUAUGGGUCAGAAGGAAGAUCAUGCACAACAAUUUGAAGGAAUAAGGCAUGUGCAAAUAACAAUAAGAAGAAAUACCACAACAAACAAAUAGUGCAUACACGUUUAUUUGUAUGAAUGUAUGUGUAACAAUGCCGGCCUUUAGGGUGUGCGACCUGUGCACUCGCACAGGGUGCCGGCCGUGGUCAUAGGAUCGCCUGGGGCGCCCAGUAAAUAUUUAAAUUCCCGUAGUUCAUUAUAGUGAAGUGUGAACCUGAGUCCUGGGGCGAGAAACGGUAUUCUAACUUUUGGUACAAUCGCUUUUCCGUCCAAAUUAAUGUGCAUGUUAGAAUACGUAUAUUUAGCUACAUGUAUGGCAUCAUAACAAGUGCUUCAUAGCCUACAUCGUAAUCGGAAAAAGAGCGGAGCCAUACAUGGAAGGGGCGCCGAACGUGUGCUUCAAACGGGUGCUUCGCACAGGGCGUAAGUUUGGCCAAGGCUACCUUGCCUUGCUCUACCUUGCUCUACUAUCUCAUGAAUAAUAAACUCUCCAUAAAAAUUCGGACUUUAGUGAACUUUGUUUAGGUGGCCCUUUGUUUACGUGGCCCCUUUGUUUACGUGGCCCUUUGUUUACAGACCCUUUCUUUGGAAACAAUCUGUCAAUCUCCCAACUCAGCUUCUAGAAAAAAUUGUCAUGAUCAGCCCAUGAUAAACAACACUACACUCAAACACUUCCAGUUAGGAAGACUUGAACACUUCAAAUUAGGAAGACUUGAUCACUUCCACUUAGGAUGACUUGAACAUUUUCAGUUAGGAUGACUUGAACACUUCCAGUUAGGAUGACUUGAACACUUCCACUUAGGAUGACUUGAAAACUUCUAGUUAGGAAGACUAGAUCACUUCCAGUUGGGAAGACUAGAACACUUCCAAUUAGUAUUACUAGAUCACUUCCAGUUAGGAUGACUAGAACACUUCCGGUUAGGAAGACUAGAACACUUCCAGUUAGGAAGACUAGAUCACUUCCAGUUAGGAUGACUAGAACACUUCCGGUUAGGAAGACUAGAACACUUCCAGUUAGGAAGACUAGAACACUUCCAGUUAGGAAGACUAGAACACUUCCAGUUAGGAAGACUUGAACACUUCCAGUUAGGAUGACUUGAACACUUCCAGUUAGGAAGACUAGAACACUUCCAGUUAGGAUGACUUGAACACUUCCAGUUAGGAAGACUAGAGCACUUCCAGUUAUGAAGACUAGAACACUUCCAGUUGGGAAGACUAGAACACUUCCAGUUAGGAAGACUUGAACACUUCCAGUUAGGAUGACUUGAACACUUCCAGUUAGGAUGACUUGAACACUUCCAGUUAGGAAGACUUGAACACUUCCAGUUAGGAUGACUUGAACACUUCCAGUUAGGAAGACUAGAACACUUCCAGUUAGGAAGACUAGAACACUUCCAGUUAGGAAGACUUGAACACUUCCAGUUAGGAUGACUUGAACACUUCCAGUUAGGAAGACUUGAACACUUCCAGUUAGGAUGACUUGAACACUUCCAGUUAGGAAGACUAGAACACUUCCAGUUAGGAAGACUAGAACACUUCCAGUUAGGAAGACUAGAACACUUCCAGUUAGGAAGACUAGAACACUUCCAGUUAGGAAGACUAGAACACUUCCAGUUAGGAAGACUAGAACACUUCCAGUUAGGAAGACUAGAACACUUCCAGUUAGGAAGACUAGAACACUUCCAGUUAGGAAGACUAGAACACUUCCAGUUAGGAAGACUAGAACACUUCCAGUUAGGAAGACUAGAACACUUCCAGUUAGGAAGACUAGAACACUUCCAGUUAGGAAGACUAGAACACUUCCAGUUAGGAAGACUAGAACACUUCCAGUUAGGAAGACUAGAACACUUCCAGUUAGGAAGACUAGAACACUUCCAGUUAGGAAGACUAGAACACUUCCAGUUAGGAAGACUAGAACACUUCCAGUUAGGAAGACUAGAACACUUCCAGUUAGGAAGACUAGAACACUUCCAGUUAGGAAGACUAGAACACUUCCAGUUAGGAAGACUAGAACACUUCCAGUUAGGAAGACUAGAACACUUCCAGUUAGGAAGACUAGAACACUUCCAGUUAGGAAGACUAGAACACUUCCAGUUAGGAAGACUAGAACACUUCCAGUUAGGAAGACUAGAACACUUCCAGUUAGGAAGACUAGAACACUUCCAGUUAGGAAGACUAGAACACUUCCAGUUAGGAAGACUAGAACACUUCCAGUUAGGAAGACUAGAACACUUCCAGUUAGGAAGACUUGAACACUUCCAGUUAGGAAGACUAGAACACUUCCAGUUAGGAAGACUUGAACACUUCCAGUUAGGAAGACUAGAACACUUCCAGUUAGGAAGACUAGAACACUUCCAGUUAGGAAGACUAGAACACUUCCAGUUAGGAAGACUAGAACACUUCCAGUUAGGAAGACUUGAACACUUCCAGUUAGGAAGACUAGAACACUUCCAGUUAGGAAGACUUGAACACUUCCAGUUAGGAUGACUUGAACACUUCCAGUUAGGAUGACUAGAACACUUCCAGUUGGGAAGACUAGAACACUUCCAGUUAGGAUUACUAGAUCACUUCCAGUUAGGAUGACUAGAACACUUCCGGUUAGGAAGACUAGAUCACUUCCAGUUAGGAAGACUUGAACACUUCCAAUUAGGAAGACUAGAGCACUUCCAGUUAGGAAGACUAGAUCACUUCCAGUUAGGAAGACUAGAUCACUUCCAGUUAGGAAGACUAGAUCACUUCCAGUUAGAAAGACUAGAACACUUCCAGUUAGGAAGACUAGAACACUUCCAGUUAGGAUGACUUGAACACUUCCAGUUAGGAUGACUUGAACACUUCCAGUUAGGAUGACUUGAACACUUCCAGUUAGGAAGACUUGAACAUUUUCAGUUAGGAAGACUUGAACACUUCCAGUUAGGAUGACUUGAUCACUUCCAGUUAGGAAGACUUGAACACUUCCAGUUAGGAUGACUUGAAAACUUCCAGUUAGGAAGACUUGAACACUUCCAGUUAGGAUGACUUGAACACUUCCAGUUAGGAAGACUAGAACACUUCCAGUUAGGAAGACUAGAACACUUCCAGUUAGGAAGACUAGAACACUUCCAGUUAGGAAGACUAGAACACUUCCAGUUAGGAAGACUAGAACACUUCCAGUUAGGAAGACUUGAACACUUCCAGUUAGGAAGACUAGAACACUUCCAGUUAGGAAGACUUGAACACUUCCAGUUAGGAUGACUUGAACACUUCCAGUUAGGAUGACUAGAACACUUCCAGUUGGGAAGACUAGAACACUUCCAGUUAGGAUUACUAGAUCACUUCCAGUUAGGAUGACUAGAACACUUCCGGUUAGGAAGACUAGAUCACUUCCAGUUAGGAAGACUUGAACACUUCCAAUUAGGAAGACUAGAGCACUUCCAGUUAGGAAGACUAGAUCACUUCCAGUUAGGAAGACUAGAUCACUUCCAGUUAGGAAGACUAGAUCACUUCCAGUUAGAAAGACUAGAACACUUCCAGUUAGGAAGACUAGAACACUUCCAGUUAGGAUGACUUGAACACUUCCAGUUAGGAUGACUUGAACACUUCCAGUUAGGAUGACUUGAACACUUCCAGUUAGGAAGACUUGAACAUUUUCAGUUAGGAAGACUUGAACACUUCCAGUUAGGAUGACUUGAUCACUUCCAGUUAGGAAGACUUGAACACUUCCAGUUAGGAUGACUUGAAAACUUCCAGUUAGGAAGACUUGAACACUUCCAGUUAGGAUGACUUGAACACUUCCAGUUAGGAUGACUAGAACACUUCCAGUUAGGAAGACUUGAACAUUUUCAGUUAGGAAGACUUGAACACUUCCAGUUAGGAUGACUUGAUCACUUCCAGUUAGGAAGACUUGAACACUUCCAGUUAGGAUGACUUGAAAACUUCCAGUUAGGAAGACUUGAACACUUCCAGUUAGGAUGACUUGAACACUUCCAGUUAGGAUGACUUGAACACUUCCAGUUAGGAAGACUUGAACACUUCCAGUUAGGAUGACUUGAUCACUUCCAGUUAGGAUGACUAGAAAACUUCCAGUUAGGAAGACUUGAACACUUCCAGUUAGGAAGACUUGAACACUUCCAGUUAUGAAGACUAGAACACUUCCAGUUAGGAUGACUUGAACACUUCCAGUUAUGAAGACUAGAACACUUCCAGUUAGGAUGACUUGAACACUUCCAGUUAUGAAGACUAGAACAUUUCCAGUUAGGAAGACUAGAACACUUCCAGUUAGGAAGACUUGAAAACUUCCAGUUAGGAAGACUUGAACACUUCCAGUUAGGAAGACUUGAACACUUCCAGUUAUGAAGACUAGAACACUUCCAGUUAGGAUGACUUGAACACUUCCAGUUAUGAAGACUAGAACAUUUCCAGUUAGGAAGACUAGAACACUUCCAGUUAGGAAGACUUGAAAACUUCCAGUUAGGAAGACUUGAACACUUCCAGUUAGGAAGACUUGAACACUUCCAGUUAUGAAGACUAGAACACUUCCAGUUAGGAUGACUUGAACACUUCCAGUUAUGAAGACUAGAACAUUUCCAGUUAGGAAGACUAGAACACUUCCAGUUAGGAAGACUUGAACAUUUCCAGUUAGGAUGACUAGAACACUUCCAGUUGGGAAGACUUGAACACUUCCAGUUGGGAAGACUUGAACACUUCCAGUUAGGAAAACUAGAACACUUCCAGCUAGGAUGACUAGAACACUUCAGUUGGGAAGACUAGAUCACUUCAGUUGGGAAGACUAGAACACUUCCAGUUGGGAAGACUAGAUCACUUCCAGUUAGGAAGACUAGAACACUUCCAGUUAGGAUGACUUGAACACUUCCAGUUAGGAAGACUAGAUCACUUCCAGUUGGGAAGACUAGAACACUUCCAAUUAGUAUUACUAGAUCACUUCCAGUUAGGAUGACUAGAACACUUCCGGUUAGGAAGACUAGAACACUUCCAGUUAGGAAGACUAGAACACUUCCGGUUAGGAAGACUAGAUCACUUCCAGUUAGGAAGACUUGAACACUUCCAAUUAGGAAGACUAGAGCACUUCCAGUUGGGAAGACUAGAACACUUCCAGUUAGGAUGACUAGAACACUUCCAGUUAGGAAGACUAGAACACUUCCAAUUAGGAAGACUAGAGCACUUCCAGUUAUUAAGACUAGAACACUUCCAGUUAGGAAGACUAGAGCACUUCCAGUUAGGAAGACUAGAUCACUUCCAGUUAGGAAGACUAGAUCACUUCCAGUUAGGAAGACUAGAUCACUUCCAGUUAGGAUGACUUGAACACUUCCAGUUAGGAAGACUAGAACACUUCCAAUUAGGAAGACUAGAUCACUUCCAAUUAGGAAGACUAGAUCACUUCCAGUUGGGAAGACUAGAUCACUUCCAGUUAGGAUGACUUGAACACUUCCAGUUAGGAAGACUAGAUCACUUCCAGCUAGGAUGACUAGAACACUUCCAGUUAGGAUUACUAGAUCACUUCCAGUUAGGAUGACUAGAACACUUCCGGUUAGGAAGACUAGAACACUUCCAGUUAGGAAGACUAGAACACUUCCAGUUAGGAUUACUAGAUCACUUCCAGUUAGGAUGACUAGAACACUUCCGGUUAGGAAGACUAGAUCACUUCCAGUUAGGAAGACUUGAACACUUCCAGUUAUGAAGACUAGAACACUUCCAGUUAGGAUGACUUGAACACUUCCAGUUAUGAAGACUAGAACACUUCCAGUUAGGAUGACUUGAACACUUCCAGUUAUGAAGACUAGAACAUUUCCAGUUAGGAAGACUAGAACACUUCCAGUUAGGAAGACUUGAAAACUUCCAGUUAGGAAGACUUGAACACUUCCAGUUAGGAAGACUUGAACACUUCCAGUUAUGAAGACUAGAACACUUCCAGUUAGGAUGACUUGAACACUUCCAGUUAUGAAGACUAGAACAUUUCCAGUUAGGAAGACUAGAACACUUCCAGUUAGGAAGACUUGAACACUUCCAGUUAGGAAGACUAGAUCACUUCCAGUUAGGAAGACUAGAUCACUUCCAGUUAGGAAGACUAGAUCACUUCCAGUUAGGAAGACUAGAUCACUUCCAGUUAGGAAGACUAGAUCACUUCCAGUUAGGAAGACUAGAUCACUUCCAGUUAGGAAGACUAGAUCACUUCCAGUUAGGAAGACUAGAUCACUUCCAGUUAGGAAGACUAGAUCACUUCCAGUUAGGAAGACUAGAUCACUUCCAGUUAGGAAGACUAGAUCACUUCCAGUUAGGAAGACUAGAUCACUUCCAGUUAGGAAGACUAGAUCACUUCCAGUUAGGAAGACUAGAUCACUUCCAGUUAGGAAGACUAGAUCACUUCCAGUUAGGAAGACUAGAUCACUUCCAGUUAGGAAGACUAGAUCACUUCCAGUUAGGAAGACUAGAUCACUUCCAGUUAGGAAGACUAGAUCACUUCCAGUUAGGAAGACUAGAUCACUUCCAGUUAGGAAGACUAGAUCACUUCCAGUUAGGAAGACUAGAUCACUUCCAGUUAGGAAGACUAGAUCACUUCCAGUUAGGAAGACUAGAUCACUUCCAGUUAGGAUGACUUGAACACUUCCAGUUAGGUUGACUUGAACACUUCCAGUUGGGAUGACUAGAUCACUUCCAGUUAGGUUGACUUGAACACUUCCAGUUAGGAUGACUAGAACACUUCCAGUUAGGAUGACUUGAACACUUCCAGUUAGGAUGACUUGAACACUUCCAGUUAGGAAGACUAGAACACUUCCAGUUAGGAAGACUAGAACACUUCCAGUUAGGAAGACUAGAACACUUCCAGUUAGGAUGACUUGAACACUUCCAGUUAGGAUGACUUGAACACUUCCAGUUAGGAUGACUUGAACACUUCCAGUUAGGAAGACUAGAACACUUCCAGUUAUGAAGACUAGAACACUUCCAGUUAGGAAGACUAGAACACUUCCAGUUAGGAAGACUAGAACACUUCCAGUUAGGAAGACUUGAACACUUCCAGUUAGGAUGACUUGAACCAUUCCAGUUAGGAUUACUAGAUCACUUCCAGUUAGGAUGACUAGAACACUUCUAGUUAGGAAGACUUGAACACUUCCAGUUAGGAAGACUAGAACACUUCCAGUUAGGAAGACUAGAUCACUUCCAGUUAGGAAGACUAGAACACUUCCAAUUAGGAAGACUAGAGCACUUCCAGUUAAGAAGACUAGAUCACUUCCAGUUAGGAAGACUAGAUCACUUCCAGUUAGGAAGACUAGAUCACUUCCAGUUAGGAAGACUAGAUCACUUCCAGUUAGGAUGACUUGAACACUUCCAGUUAGGUUGACUUGAACACUUCCAGUUGGGAUGACUAGAUCACUUCAAGUUAGGUUGACUUGAACACUUCCAGUUAGGAUGACUAGAACACUUCCAGUUAGGAAGACUUGAACACUUCCAGUCAGGAUGACUUGAUCACUUCCACUUAGGAUGACUUGAACAUUUUCAGUUAGGAAGACUUGAACACUUCCAGUUAGGAUGACUUGAACACUUCCAGUUAGGAUGACUUGAUCACUUCCAGUUAGGAAGACUAGAACACUUCCAGUUAUGAAGACUUGAACACUUCCAGUUAUGAAGACUUGAACACUUCCAGUUAGGAAGACUAGAACACUUCCAGUUAGGAAGACUAGAACACUUCCAGUUAGGAAGACUUGAACACUUCCAGUUAGGAUGACUUGAACCAUUCCAGUUAGGAUUACUAGAUCACUUCCAGUUAGGAUUACUAGAUCACUUCCAGUUAGGAUGACUAGAACACUUCCGGUUAGGAAGACUAGAACACUUCCAGUUAGGAAGACUAGAACACUUCCGGUUAGGAAGACUAGAUCACUUCCAGUUAGGAAGACUAGAACACUUCCGGUUAGGAAGACUAGAUCACUUCCAGUUAGGAAGACUAGAACACUUCCAGUUAGGAAGACUAGAUCACUUCCAGUUAGGAAGACUAGAUCACUUCCAGUUAGGAAGACUAGAUCACUUCCAGUUAGGAUGACUUCAACACUUCUAGUUAGGAAGACUUGAACACUUCCAGUUAGGAAGACUUGAACACUUCCGGUUAGGAUGACUUGAACACUUCCAGUUAGGAUGACUAGAACACUUCCAGUUUGAAAGACUAGGACACUUCCAGUUAGGAAGACUAGAUCACUUCCAGUUGGGAAGACUAGAACACUUCCAGUUGGGAAGACUAGAACACUUCCAGUUGGGAAGACUAGAUCACUUCCAGUUGGGAAGACUAGAACACUUCCAGUUAGGAUUACUAGAUCACUUCCAGUUAGGAUGACUAGAACACUUCCAGUUAGGAUGACUAGAACACUUCCGGUUAGGAAGACUAGAACACUUCCGGUUAGGAAGACUAGAACACUUCCAGUUAGGAAGACUAGAACACUUCCAGUUAGGAUUACUAGAUCACUUCCAGUUAGGAUGACUAGAACACUUCCGGUUAGGAUUACUAGAUCACUUCCAGUUAGGAUGACUAGAACACUUCCAGUUAGGAUUACUAGAUCACUUCCAGUUAGGAUGACUAGAACACUUCCGGUUAGGAAGACUAGAACACUUCCAGUUAGGAAGACUAGAACACUUCCAGUUAGGAUUACUAGAUCACUUCCAGUUAGGAUGACUAGAACACUUCCGGUUAGGAAGACUAGAUCACUUCCAGUUAGGAAGACUAGAACACUUCCAAUUAGGAAGACUAGAGCACUUCCAGUUAGGAAGACUAGAUCACUUCCAGUUAGGAAGACUAGAUCACUUCCAGUUAGGAAGACUAGAUCACUUCCAGUUAGGAUGACUUGAACACUUCUAGUUAGGAAGACUUGAACACUUCCAGUUAGGAAGACUAGAACACUUCCAGUUAUGAAGACUAGAUCACUUCCAGUUAGGUUGACUUGAACACUUCCAGUUAGGAUGACUAGAACACUUCCAGUUAGGAAGACUAGAACACUUCCGGUUAGGAAGACUUGAACACUUCCGAUUAGGAUGACUAGAACACUUUAGUUUGGAAGAACACUUCCAGUAGAGACCGACCGAAAGUGAUUUUCUGAUUUCUGCAGAAGCCGAAAAUAGGCGGAAAGUUUAAAAUGACUUUCGGCCGAAACCGAAAAAUACCGAAAGUUUAAAAAUGACUUUCAGCCAAAACCGAAAAAAUACAAAAAAUGACUUUCGGAAAAUGAAAUAUUUAGAUAUUUUGAAAUUAAUUCCCGCAUACAUUCUGCAUACAUCAAAAAUGAUGGGAGAAAGUAUAAACAUUUGCAUUCUUUUUAUAAAAAAUGAGAUAAUUGUGAAUAUUAAUAAAUAAACAUCUAAUAUAACAUCUUGUUGUUAAAGAUCGUUUAGUUUGUUCUUAAAGAUCGCUUAGUUUGUUGCUAAAGAUCGUUCAGUUUUUUGUUAAUGAUCGCUUUAAUUGUUCUUAAAGAUCGGUUAGUUUGUUCAUAAAGAUCGCUUAGUUUGUUCCUAAAGAACAUUUAGUUUUCUGUUAAAGAUCACUUAGUUUAUUCUUAUAAAUCAUUUAGUUUACUAUUAAAGAUCAUAUUUUUGUUCUUAAAGAUCACUUAGUUUAUUCUUAAAAAUCGCUUAGUUUGUUCUUAAAGAUCGUUAGUUUUUUAAUUAAAGAUCGCUUUAUUUGUUUUUAAAGAUCACUUUGUUUUUAAAGAUCAUUUAGUUUGUUCUUAAAGAUCGUUUAGUUUGUUCUUAAAUGUCGCUUAGUUUGUUGUUAAAUAUCGCUUUUGCUGAGAAUUAGAUGACCGAAAACCUCAGUCACUUUCGGCCGGAUGGCCAAAUGGCCGAAAGUCUAAGUCAAUUUCGGCUGAAACCGAAAAAAAAAGAAAGUUAACUUUUCUCUUUCGGCCGAAACCGAAACUUGGCCGAAAGUGAUAAAAUUGCCACUUUCGGCGCCGAAGCCGAAAUUCGGUCGGUCUCUAACUUCCAGUUAGGAAGACUAGAAAAACUUGAACACUUAAAUUAAGCGUUUUCAAUAAUGGUGAAUGAUGUGAUGGUACAAAGUAUACAUGGUCUUACCCUUAGAGCUUAACAAUCUUUUUGUUGGUUUCAUGCAGAUGCGUCUAUCCACCUCACCCCCCACUUGAGUUGUUGAAUCCAAAAACCUUUUCCCUUUCCUGGACCUUGGACCUGGUAAAUUUUGUGUGUUUGUCAUGUCAGUUAUGGUGGUAAAUUCUGUCUGUGGGUCAUGUCAGUUAUGGUGGUAAAUUCUGUGUGUUUGUCAUGUCAGUUAUGGUGGUAAAUUCUGUGUGUGGGUCAUGUCAGUUGUGGUGGUAAAUUCUGUGUGUGGAUCAUGUCAGUUGUGGUGGUAAAUUCUGUGUGUGGGUCAUGUCAGUUGUGGUGGUAAAUUAUGUGUGUGUCUGUGAUCCUUUUCAUAAUAUUUGUGUUUAAUUCGGGAGGUCAUUACAGUUGAAAAUUCGAUGAUGAUAGAGUACUUUUAUAGCGCUUGUGUCAAUGUUAUUUUAUUUGAUAGAACAUUUUUGACUAUUCAAUAAUAAUUAUUAUCCCCCCCCCUUUGCCCCAAACUCAGAUUAGAAGCAAAAAGCUCCACCUCCCACCCCCGUGUAUACGCCCCUUUUUAUGGACUCUUUGGACCCAUUCUUUAAGUUCAACUAAAUUAAAUGUAAAUAAAACUCACGGAUCCCUCCCCCUCCCUCCCCGUGUAUACGCCCCUUUUUAUGGACUCUUUGUCAUUCUGUAAAAUAAAGACCACGGACCCAUUCUUUAAAUUAAACUAAAUUAAAUGUCAAUAAAACUCACGGAUCCCCCCCCCUCCCUCCCGAUACUUUGACCGCAGGUCCCUGGUCCAAAAUAAGGUCAAGUGGAUCAGUUGAUAACGUGACCAUCACAUGACCAUCACAUGAUCAAUCACGUGUUUCACAGUUUCUCUAUUGUCUCUCCGUUCUUACUUGAAAUCUUCUGUUUACCCCAUGCUCCUCCCACUCUUUUUACUGUCAUUGUUAUGUUACUCUUGUAGGGGUGCAAGACUUUGUCAAAUCACUCCCAAGGGGCUUUCCGAUAUAGGACAGGUUGUAUAAACCUUGUAACUAAAGAUGAAACCGGUUUAACUUCUGCAGCUAGAUGCAGUGCAGCACCGAUGGCAAUGCCGCACAAUUAUUGGGUGUAAAGGGGGACCAACAGUUAUGUCUUAUCUAGAUAGGACCAACAAUUAAGUCUUAUCGAUAUGGAACCAACAAUUAAGUCUUAUCUAGAUGGGACCAACAAUUAAGUCUUAUCUAGAUGGGACCAACAAUUAAGUCUUAUCUAGAUGGGACCAACAAUUAAGUCUCAUCUAGAUGGGACCAACAAAUAAGUCUUAUCUAGAUGGGACCAACAAUCAAGUCUUAUCUAGAUGGGACCAACAAUUAAGUCUUAUCUAGAUGGGGCCAACAAUUAUGUCUUAUCUAGAUGGGACCAACAAAUAGGUCUUAUCUAGAUGGGAUCAACAAUCAAGUCUUAUCUAGAUGGGAUCAACAAUCAAGUCUUAUCUAGAUGGGACCAACAAAUAGGUCUUAUCUAGAUGGGACCAACAAAUAAGUCUUAUCUAGAUGGGACCAACAAUCAAGUCUUAUCUAGAUGGGACCAACAAUCAAGUCUUAUCUAGAUGGGACCAACAAUCAAGUCUUAUCUAGAUGGGACCAACAAUUAAGUCUUAUCUAGAUGGGACCAACAAUUAUGUCUUAUCUAGAUGGGACCAACAAUUAAGUCUGAUCUAGAUGGGACCAACAAUUAAGUCUCAUCUAGAUGGGACCAACAAUUAAGUCUCAUCUAGAUGGGACCAACAAUUAUGUCUUAUCUAGAUGGGACCAACAAUUAAGUCUGAUCUAGAUGGGACCAACAAUUAAGUCUCAUCUAGAUGGGACCAACAAUCAUGUCUUAUCAAGAUGGGAUUUACUCUGAUUCAAGUAAAAGAACAAGGAAAUAAAGUAAGUUGACGACAAGUAGCCAUUCAUAUAAGGUUUUGCGUCCAGUUCCGCUGUGAAGACAAAUCGACGGUGGUUCAUCUGCCGAGUCCAUGGACUAGUCAACCGUACCCUCUCUUCACAGCGGGAAAGCUAAGUUAGGGGUGAGUUCUGACUGACUCGCGAUGAAGGGACAAUGAAUGAUCUAUUUAAAAUACACACUCGUCUGCCAAAGUUACAUUUCUCGUGAUGUAAUUUAAGAACUGACCCCCCUCGACCUUAGACCCGUAUGCUCUGUCGCCUCGGUCUACUUCCUCUCGCAACUACGCAGUGAACAAUCAUCUUGUAUAGCUACAGAAACCAGCUUUAUGCCAAGUGCCCCGCUCUGUCUUUCAUGUCAUGGAUCAUAGUUUGUUUCUGACCUGGAAUUGGCACACUUCCCGAUAUAUAAAUGUAACGGUCACAGGUGAACGAUUUGAUUCUUGUUGAAUGUUGAUACCCAUUUUAACCUGUAGGCAUCAGGCCUGACGAUUAUGUAACAGAGGUGAUUUGUGCAUCCGGGGUAGGCUACAGGCUGUUGUUGUAAAAUGUAAAAGAAAUGAAUGAUGAUACAGGCUGUUGUUGUAAAAUGUAAAAGAAAUGAAUGAUGAUACAGGCUGUGGUUGUAAAAUGUAAAAGAAAUGAAUGAUGAUACAGGCUGUGGUUGUAAAAUGUAAAAGAAAUGAAUGAUGAUACAGGCUGUUGUUGUAAAAUGUAAAAGAAAUGAAUGAUGAUACAGGCUGUUGUUGUAAAAGGAUUUUAAUUUGCUGAGAAGCAUUGGUUUCUUUGGAAUUCAAUUAUCAAUCAAACGUUAAUCAAAUCAUCGUCCAUUAUGCAAAUGUGGAAUAUAAACGUGUUAUGUAAGAUUUGAACUUGUCACAGGCCAACCUUAUAUGACAUGUGGGGGAGGCCCUCACGAAUAUGUGAUGAAGUGGUGUGGCGUCUAAAAGGUGUGACGUUGUGGGGAGUGGGGGUGUCGUCAACAUUAUCGUGACAUCAUCAAUGGAUUUCUCCCCCCCCCAACCCACCCCCAAAUUAAGAUAGUAAAACUCAUGUACAAAUCAAUCGUAUGUAAAGCUGAAGGCACCCAUCAUAUUGCUGUACACAGCAAGGACGCUGAAGGCACCCAGCAUAUUGCUGUACACAGCAAGGACGCUGAAGGCACCCAGCAUAUUGCUGUACACAGCAAGGACGCUGAAGGCACCCAGCAUAUUGCUGUACANAAGGCACCCAUCAUAUUGCUGUACACAGCAAGGACGCUGAAGGCACCCAUCAUAUUGCUGUACACAGCAAGGACGCUGAAGGCACCCAUCAUAUUGCUGUACACAGCAAGGACGCUGAAGGCACCCAUCAUAUUGCUGUACACAGCAAGGACGCUGAAGGCACCCAGCAUAUUGCUGUACACAGCAAGGACGCUGAAGGCACCCAGCUUAUUGCUGUACACAGCAAGGACGCUGAAGGCACCCAGCAUAUUGCUGUACACAGCAAGGACGCUGAAGGCACCCAGCAUAUUGCUGUACACAGCAAGGACGCUGAAGGCACCCAGCAUAUUGCUGUACACAGCAAGGACGUAUUUGUAACUAACAAUUUAGUUAUCAGAACUGGUUGUUGUAUUCAGGAUCACGCCGAUCUGUUUGUUGUAUUCAGGAUCACAUUGAUCUGUUUGUUGUAUUCAGGAUCACGCCGAUCUGUUUGUUGUAUUCGGUAUCAUGCCGAUCUGUUUGUUGUAUUCAGGAUCACGUUGAUCUGUUGUUGUAUUCAGGAUCACGUUGAUCUGUUUGUUGUAUUCAGGAUCACAUUGAUCUGUUUGUUGUAUUCAGGAUCACGCCAAUCUGUUUGUUGUAUUCGGGAUCAUGCCAAUCUGUUUCUUGUAUUCAGGAUCACGCCGAUCUGUUUGUUGUAUUCAGGAUCACAUUGAUCUGUUUGUUGUAUUCAGGAUCAUGCCGAUCUUUUUGUUGUAUUCAGGAUCAUGCUUAUCUGUUUGUUGUAUUCAGGAUCAUGCCGAUCUGUUUGUUGUAUUCAGGAUCAUGCCGAUCUGUUUGUUGUAUUCAGGAUCAUGCCGAUCUGUUUGUUGUAUUAAGAAUCAUGCCGAUCUGUUUGUUGUAUUCGGGAUCAUGCAGAUCUGUUUGUUGUAUUCGGGAUCAUGCCAAUCUGUUUGUUGUAUUCGGGAUCAUGCCGAUCUGUUUGUUGUAUUCAGGAUCACGCCGAUCUGUUUGUUGUAUUCGGUAUCAUGCCGAUUUGUUUGUUGUAUUCAGAAUCACGUUGAUCUGUUGUUGUAUUCAGGAUCACGUUGAUCUGUUUGUUGUAUUCAGGAUCACAUUGAUCUGUUUGUUGUAUUCAGGAUCACGCCAAUCUGUUUGUUGUAUUCGGGAUCUGUUUGUUGUCUUCAUGAUCAUGCUGAUCUGUUUGUUGUAUUCAGGAUCAUGCCGAUCUGUUUGUUGUAUUCAGGAUCAUGCUGAUCUGUUUGUUGUAUUUAGUAUCAUGCUGAUCUGUUUGUUGUAUUCGGGAUCAUGCAGAUCUGUUUGUUGUAUUCGGGAUCAUGCCAAUCUGUUUGUUGUAUUCGGGAUCAGGCCGAUCUGUUUGUUGUAUUCAGGAUCACAUUGAUCUGUGUGUUGUAUUCAGGAUCAUGCAGAUCUGUUUAUUGUAUUCAGGAUCAUGCCGAUCUGUUUGUUGUAUUCAGGAUCAUGCCGAUCUGUUUGUUGUAUUCGGGAUCAUGCCGAUCUGUUUGUUGUAUUCGGGAUCAUGCUGAUCUGUUUGUUGUAUUCAGGAUCAUGCCGAUCUGUUUGUUGUAUUCAGGAUCAUGCCGAUCUGUUUGUUGUAUUCGGGAUCAUGCCAAUCUGUUUGUUGUAUUCAGGAUCAGGUUGAUCUGUUUGUUGUAUUCGGGAUCAUGCCAAUCUGUUUGUUGUAUUCAGGAUCAGGUUGAUCUGUUUGUUGUAUUCAGGAUCAUGCCGAUCUGUUUGUUGUAUUCAGGAUAUGCCGAUCUGUUUGUUUUAUUCAGGAUCAUGCCGAUCUGUUUGUUGUAUUCGUGAUCAUGCCGAUCUGUUUGUUGUAUUCGGGAUCAUGCCGAUCUGUUUGUUGUAUUCAGGAUCAUGCCGAUCUGUUUGUUGAAUUCAGGAUCACGGGGAUCUGUUUGUUGUAUUCAGGAUAAUGCCGAGGAAAAUAUCUUCCGCCCGGGGUGAAGCCUGAAAAUAGCGCCCUUUAAUAUGUAGAAAACAGUGUCGGAAAAAGACGCUUUUGCGGAAAAAGACGCUUUUGCGCCCCUCUUCACUAUCACGUUCCUAAUACGGUGCCCCCCCCCCUUCUCUCAGCCCUAUUUGUAUGGCUAAGACCAGUGACGUAGCUAUGGUUAGUGCCAAAUCACUUCCAAGGCCACAAUUUUUGCCUGCUAGAUGGUCAGUAAAGGGGAGAAAAAAGUACUAUAAAAAGUAUUCAAUAAAUGUAAAGUGCAAAUUCAAUCAACUUAAUGACUAAGACUCACAACAACACCCCCCUACCCCUUUCCCUUUUUGUCAAGUGUGGGUUAUGUCUCAUUUGUUUUUAGGUUUUAUUGUACUGAGGUUUUUUCUGGUCGGCUGCUUCUCAUUAGGGAACUAUAGGCAGAAACACAGGUCCCCACUAGGGUGAUUGCAAGAACCUUUGACGGCUAUAAUGAUACAAUAUCUAACCAAUUUGAACUAGUUCUUUCAGUGUCGGUUAAAUGGCAUAUCUUAAAGUACAUUUUCCUCUUUUUAGCAUUGUUAACAGUGUCGAAUGCCCACAAAAACAGGGGCUUAACUACUAGCCAAGGGGGCCCACAGGGUUACGAGAGUCAGUGCCAGGGAUAAGUGUGGCGGUGCCAGGGAUUAGUGUGGCGGUGCCAGGUAUAAAUGUGGCGGUGCCAGGGGUAAGUGUGGCGGUGCCAGGGGUAAGUGUGGCGGUGCCAGGGGUAACUGUGGCGGUGCCAAGGGUAACUGUGGCGGUGCCAGGGGUACGGGUGAUGGUAUUCUACAUUUCAAAAAAAUUUUUUUUAUAUAAAUAUCUUCUUGUCAUCUUCAGUUUAGAAAAAUCAGAUGUAUGUGCAUUUUACUGAGCAGCAGAUGCUUUUGUGGUGAAUUUUAUUUGCACAUUAUUUGUGCUGGGGAAAUUAUUUUUUACUUUCAUCAAGUAAGGUAAAGAUGGAGAACAACCAUUUCUGAAUUAUUUUCAUGUUUAUUAAUUUUAUUACAAUGCUUUUUAUCCGGGAGGGAAAUGCUUUGAAUGAAAUCGAGUAGUAGUUUGACAGUGCAAAAGUGUAAAAGCUCCUUCACUAAAAAUGUCAUGUCUGGAUCAAACUCCUGGAAUAGGAAUGCACUUGAUGCAUUUGUCAUACACUUGGGAAAUAUGGGAUCCACUUGGGGAAUGGAUGUUCUGCUUGAGAAAUAGGGAUGACACUUGGACAUGUGACAUUUCUUUUGGGGAAUAAAGGAUUACACUUGUGGAAAAUUAUAAUGGUAUCAUGAAAGACGUUUACUCGCCGUAAAUGAAUGAUAAAAUUGCCAGCGAGUAGAAAAUGCUUAAUUGUCCCAGUCAACAUGGGCCCUAUUAUCUAACAAUCUCUUAUAGAGGCCCAAUUAACUAACACUCUCUUAAAGAGGUCCAAUUAUCUAACACUCUUAUAGAGGUCAAAUUAUCUAACACUCUCUUAUAGUGGCCCAAUUAUCUAACAAUCUCUUAUCAGUCAGCUGGAGGAAGAUAGCUCACUAUAUACCCCAUUCAAUAUGGAAGUCAAAACUUUAAAGCAUUUAAAGGUUUUAAAGCAUUGUUUUUAAACUUACUUUAUCGAUUGACCUUUUGGUUUAUGGUCGAAAGCAUAUAGAAACAAGGGCAGAACAAAAUCCAUUUUUCACAUUUUCUUUUUAAAAGUAGUGAUUCGGCCAUGUUAAAGUGUCACAACCACUUUGCAUUCAAUUUUAAACUUAUUUAUUUCAUAUUUUGUAUUGAAUAGGCAGCAAUCACCCACAUGUGGGUACAACACAUUUUAACUAUAUCUCAUUAUUGGCAUUCAAUGGCUCAGUCACCCACAUAUGUGGAGGAUUUUAGUUUUUCAUAGAGCAAAUUAAGUUCCACGCUAUUAUUUAUUAUCAGUGGCGAAAAAAAAAGGUCCCUGCCACUCCCUAAUCCAAUGUUUCCGACCAGUUCUAUAAGUUAAAUUACCUGAUCUGACCUGAUUGCUCCCUGACCAAUCCAUUGUCCAUUCAUCUUUACCAUUCAUUCCUCCACUUGUCUCACUCAUCAUUACCAUUCAUUCCUCCACUUGUCUCACUCAGCAUUACCAUUCAUUCCUCCACUUGUCUCACUCAUCAUUACCAUUCAUUCCUUCACUUGUCUCACUCAUCAUUACCAUUCAUUCCUCCACUUGUCUCCCUCAUCAUUACUGUUCAUUGAUUGGAAUAGAUCUGUCAAAUAUGUCAUUGUUGGUUGGUGGCACUAAAUAUAACUUUAACUCUCUCCAAAAAAAUAACAUAGAUUAAUGUCCAUCUUAUCUCCCUUUUCUUCCUAAGAUGCAAUGAUCUUAAAUCUGUUUAUUCCUUGUAAUUUGUUGUAUCAUGUGUUUACCAUUAACAUAUCCCAAUAACAUGUAAUUGUUGUUCAAUGUUUGUACCAUAUCCCAAUAACAUGUACUUGAUGUUUCAAUGUUUGUACCAUAUCCCAAUAACAUGUACUUGAUGUUUGUAUUGCGUUGUAAUAUACCCAAAUCACAUGUACUUGAUGUGUGAAUGAGUUGUACCAUCCUCUAAUUACAUAUAGUUGAUCUUUGAAUAUGUUGUACCAUCCACUCAGACAGAGCUUUCAUUCUUUGUAUUGACUAACAUAUCAUGGAAUAUGAUGGAAGCUUGACAGAAAUAUAUCCUAGAUUUUAUGAGGGAUAACUCCACAUGUUUUAUUGAUUGUUUCAAUCCAUGAUCAUGUUUGUCAUUAUUUAGUCUAAUCACUUGCCUGGCUGAUUCAGAUAUUUAAUGAUGAGGCAUACUUCAGAUAUAUUAACAUUAUAUCUGAUACUUUGUAAACCAUGUUAUGAAAAUGUAUUCACUGUUAUUUCAUGUGCAUGGUGCCUUUAUUGUUCAAGGGCAAUUCAUUUUCUUUUUAAACUGUGUCAUAUAGGCCCCUAUCUGUGUAUCUUAUUUAUACAAAUAAGAUAUUUACCCAAACAAGCGUAAAUAAUUUUAAUUCUAAUGAAGAUAUAAUGAUGGAAAUAAAUCUCCGUCUAUCCAUAAUACAUUGCAGUCGUUGUGUAUGUCAAUCUUAUACACACAGAAUCCAAAUUUUAUAAAGUAGCUUAAGGUACUCCUUGUAUAACAAUACAAAUGUGGGGCACUUAAUUUGAUUUUUUUUUUAAGUUCCCAUUUUUGGUGAAAGCUUUUAAUAGAGAUGAAUGUAUCAAAUAUUUACAAAGCUGCAGCACUCUACUAUUUUGACCUGGCUGAUACUAUUUCUACCCGGCUGAUUAAUUUUCACAUUUUCAUCCAAAAAAUAGAGAAAUAUUACUCUAUAUCAACGUAAUUAUGCUGUUAAACUUUGAAGCUUUUAAACUUCAAUAAAAUUACUAUAAAAAUAAAUAUCAUUUAUCAGCUGCAUUAAAAUAGGUGGACUUUUUGUGGGAAUUACAAAUUAUAUGACUUAACAAAUAGAAGAUUUUACUAUUAAACAAAAUCUAUUUACUUGUUUUAAUUUCCCUUGUUAUAAUUUAUCUGGUCUAAUAUCUUUCGUUUUUUACAGGUUUCGAGAAACUUUUUAUAUUAACAUCAACCACUGGAUAUACUACAAAUAACACUUGAUGCUCGUGUAAAUACUGGCAUAAAGUGACCAAAAUGACGAAAGAGGAUAAUGCGGUGACUAUGACAAAGUUGUCAAAGUUACCAUCGGAUGACAAUGUAGAUUCGAUUUCUUCUAAUGGACAUGUCAAGGAUGCCAUCAUCAAUGGCAAACAUGUCAAAUACACCAAUGCAGGUGAGAUCCAGGAUUCACCCGAGGAUGCUAACGAGGGUAAACAAGGAUGCUGUGGCCACAAAACACCUCAGGAAAAAUCAGACAUGGUAGGAGGAAUGGAGCUGGUAAGUUUGUCAGUUUGUAGAGUUAUGUCUAUAUAUUUUCUUUUCAAAAAAAGCAUCAUGAUAAAUUUGGGAGUUGUGCGCACUGCCAAUUUUAAAAUCUAGGUAUAGAAUACAUGAACACUGAAUAUUUCAGUUUUUAAUAGAAAUUUUCAAAUGUUUUUUUUUCCUCCAGUUUAAAUUUGCCAGGCACUUUGACAAAGUCCUCAUGUUCUUUGGUACUCUUGGGGCUAUUGGUCAAGGUGUUACCAUCCCUAUCAAUUUAGCCAUUUUUGGAGAGGUCAUCAAUGUAUUUGUUGAUGAUAAUAAUAAUUACAAGUAAGUUGUUGUUGUUGUUUUUUUUUUCAGGUGUUUCAUCAACCCAUUAAUAGUUGUUUUUUUAUAACUCAGUAUUUCUUUGUAUAAAAAAAAUCUUAAUCUGCUUUUUCUUCAAGUUCAACAAACUCAACUCAAGCUACAGAAAAACCCAAACUACAAGAAGAAAUUCUACCGUACAUCUAUGCAUUUAUUGGUAUUGGAUGUGGGUCCUUUAUCUGUAGUUUUGUUGCUGUGAGUUGCUGGUCAUGGGCUGCGGAAAGACAGGUAAAUUAAAAUACAUGGUUUUUAUUUUUUUCUGGUCUGGAUCAACUUGUAUAGUUGCAGGGAUAAUAUUAAUUUUUUUUUAAAGACAUUUCACUUAAAUGGCAUUGUAUUGUUGUUGGUUUUUAAAGACCAAUGAAUUGGCUUACUAUAACUUAAAGUGAAAGGAAACUAUCAUAUUCACUGAAAUCUUCGCCUUUUGGGUAUUUUUAACUACUUUCAGGUGAGAUUCUUCUAAAACAAUUUGAUGAAAGAUUAAAGUAUAAAGUUUUUUAUUUAAAUAAUAUGUCCUUAUCCUUUUUUUUUUUUCAUUAUGUGACUGAAUGAUAAUUUUAAAUCGUUUAACUCUUUGAAAGGUAAUAACUAUGAGAAAAAAAUUCUUCCAUGCUGUCAUGAGGCAGGAUAUUGGCUGGUUUGAUGUACAUGAGGCUGGUGAAAUAAGUUCCAGGUUUUCAGAGUAAGUUUCAAUAUUAAAAUAUGUUUCCAGUUUUUAACAGUAAAUUAUUUUUAUUUAUGAAAUCACUUGUAGUAAUAAUCAUUUUCUAAACUAUUGUCUGGGAGUUUUGGAAUAUGUUUAAGGCAUUGAAUUCAAUAUUUGAAAAGGAUUCUCCAACUAACAAAAAGCAUCUUGUAUAUAUUUAAUAGUUUUAUGGUAUUUUACAGGGAUGUCAGCAAGAUAGCAGAUGGUAUGGGGGACAAAAUGGCUGUUUUCAUUCAGUGGGUUUCAACAUGGAUAGCAGCUUAUAUAAUGGCUCUGACCAGGUCAUGGAAGCUUACCUUAGCUGUUAUCAUAAUAAGUCCAUUGCUUGUCCUUUCUGGUGCUCUCAUUGUCAGGGUGAGAAUCAUUCCAUUAUAAAUGUCUAGUUAAAUUCAGUCUUUAAUGCUUGAAACAAUAUAGUUCAAUUUAAUGGUGGUGCUCAAAAUAACUUUUCUCUUUAUAUACUUUUGAGGCAAAAAAAAUAUUUAAAUAGAUAAAUGAAUUGCAAAUCAGGAAUUUUUUUUUUAAAUCCUUUUUUUUUUUGUUGCAUUUUUGGUUUUUUAAUUUUUGGAUUUAGGUGAUGAGAAGAAUGGCUAGCCAAGAAGCCAAGGCAUAUGCCCAAGCUGGUGCUGUAGCUGAACAAGCUCUCAGGUCAAUUCGCACUGUGCAGGCCUUUCAAGGACAGGACAAGGAAAUCACAAAGUAACUUUUUUUAACAGCAAAAACAGUCAUGGUCUAAAAAAAGAUGGCUGCUAUAAAUAACAAAGUAUCUAACAAAGAAUAAGGUUUUAUAAAUAAUAGAAAAUAUUUAUUUCCCUUUAUUUGAAUCACAAGCAUAUCAUCAUGCAAUCACUUAUGGGUAGGCUAUUGCAGGUAAAAUAUUCAACUGCCAUGUAUAUGAUUCAUAGUCAAGCCAACCCCUUUUUUCAUUCUAUGAUAAACUAUUUCAUAUAAUGUAGGCUAGGCCUGCACAACUCAAAACAUAAGGCGGGCCAUAAUACUUUAUGAAAAACCUGUGCAGCCAAAGAAAACAGGACAGGACUUGUGCGGGCCUAAAGAAAAUAGGAUGAGGGGGAAAGCUAUUAAGAAAAUAAUAAGAAUAACGAAUAUUUCAUUACUUUGCUGGCCACAAAGUGGGUGCUGGUGGGCCGUAUGUUGUGCAAGUCUGAUGUAGGCUUUCUCCUUAAAAUUACAUUGUAAAAAGGAAAAUCAAUUUUUUAAAAUUUAAUUUGAUUCUAUGGUAAUUUUUAGUUAAUAAUUUUCAUAAAUAAAUAAACUACUUUUUCAAAUGCACAGAUAUUUUUUUAGCUUCAAACCUCAUAAAUAUUUUCUUCAGCAUGACAAAAUUUUGUAAAUUUAAAACAAUAAAAUAAAUAUUAAUGAUGAAAUAAAUAUAUAUUAAAUGUUGAAAUAAAAUAAAUUUUCUCUUGUUGUAAAGACUCAGUGUCAUGGAUGUCUUUUCAGAUAUGAAGAUAAUCUAACACUAGCUGUCAAGGUUGCUACAAAGAAAGGUCUGGCUCUUGGCCUAGGAAACUCUUCCUUGUGGUUCCUGCUAUUUAUUAUGUUUGCGGGAGUCAUGUGGUUUGGUAUUUACCUGAUCCAAGAAGACACUUUACUUGCUGGCCGAAUAUUGCCUGUAAGAUAUCUAUAUAUCCUUAUGCAUCAAUUACUUAUUUAAUUUUAAAAUUAAUCAUUAUUAUUGUUGAUGCCCUGCAUUUAUAAUGGGAAAAAAGGUAUUAUUGAUGAUUAUGAUUCUUGUUUCUUUAAAUUUUUUUCUUAAGUUAAAAAUUCGGUCAAUUUUAUUUAAUUUUAGCAACUUUUAUGAUUUUGAACAUUUUGUAUUAAGUUUAAAAUAAUUAGUUUAUAAAUCUAGCUUUCAUUACUAUAAUUGUAUAAUUUUUUUUCUUACUUAUGGAUAAAUAUAUGGAUAAAAGAUUUUAUUAUUUUUAUAUAUUUAAAAAAAUUAAAACAGGUUUUCUUUGGUGUCAUGAUUGGAUCAUUUGCUUUAGGCAAUGCAUUCAGUAACCUUGAGAGUUUUUCUAAUGCUCGUGGUGAAGCUGUCAAAGUUUUUGACAUUAUCUCCUUGGUACCAAAAAUUGACUCAUUUUCAGAGGAAGGUCUGAAGCUCCAAUCUCUCAAAGCACAAAUUGAAUUUAAAAAUAUACAAUUCUCAUAUCCAGCUCGGCCAGAUAUCCCAGUAAGUUAUUAAAAUUAAUUUUUGCUUGCGUGUGACUAUUUUUUUAUUAUUUUAUUAUUUUUUUACCAAAUACAUAAGUGCUCUAAAUAUAGAUCUAUAUUCAACUCCUACAAAAAAAAAAAAAAAAAUUUGCAAAAUUAUGUUUAACAAUGUAUGAAUUUCGAAAGAAACCUUGUAGUGUGCAACUGAAAUAUAUAAUAUGUAAUGGUUUUGAUAAAUGCAUUAACUGGUAUUUCAAGUCCUGCUUCAGUUUUUGAGAACCAUACUAUUUCCCCUGAAGACUCUUAAGUUUUUCUAAGCUCCAGAAAAUCACAAGGAAUUUAGUUCCAUAAUUGGAUUCGAUUUGAUCAAUGAAAUAAGCUGUUGAUUCUCAUUGACAGAUACUAAAGAACUUAAACCUGAAGAUAGAGCCUGGCCAGCAUAUAGCCUUGGUUGGUCCCAGUGGCUGUGGAAAAUCUACCACUGUCCAACUUUUACAAAGGUUCUAUGAUCCAAUCAAAGGAACUGUAAGUUUGUUUUUCUUUUGUCUAAAUUUUAAAGGUUUAAUUGUGUAUGUAAGACAAUUGUUUUUUAAAGUACUUACAAAUGCAUACAUAUCAGUCACUGUUAAAACUUACUUAACAAUUUUUUUACUUGAAAAAAAAAAAAUUAUUAUUAGUUUUCCUGCAUCUUCAUGAACAUAAUUUAGAAAUAAACUUUUCAUCAAAGAGUCAAUCAAAUUAUAAAACUGAGGUAAAAAUGUAUUUUAUAUCUUAGGUUAUGGUUGAUGGCCAUGACAUCAAAACUUUGAACUUGAAAUGGCUUCGAACUAAUAUUGGUGUUGUAAGCCAGGAGCCUUCUCUUUUUGAUGCAUCUAUUGAGGAAAAUAUCAGAUUUGGCAAGAUGGAUGCUACUGAAAAAGAUAUACAAGAUGCAGCCAAGGAAGCUAAUGCACAUGACUUUAUCAUCCAGUUACCAGAGGUAAGAAAGUUUUAAAAAAGAUUGGUUUAUUACCCAUUAAAAUCAAUGGAUGCCAUUAGAAAAUGCAUGGUUAAAGAUUUAUUUUAUCACACCCAUGUUUCAAUAAUGCAAUGCCCAAAGUUUUUAUUAUCAAUCUAAAAAAUUAUUUGACAUGUGUUACUACUCUUAUGUGAAGCUGGGACUCAAUCUUUUUCAUGUUAGCUUUAUGAAAAACCAUGAAAUAAUUUAAGGCUUGAAAUUCAUGAAAACAUUUGAAUUGUCAUUUCAAAUUUAACUUGAUGUUUAGAUAAAAUGUUAAUGUUACCAAAACCAUUUUCAGGGCUACAAAACAAAUGUUGGAGAAAGGGGUGCUCAGCUAAGUGGUGGACAGAAACAGAGAAUUUCUAUUGCUCGAGCGUUAGUCAGAAACCCAAAGAUUCUCCUUCUUGAUGAGGCCACUUCUGCUUUAGACCUAGAGAGUGAAGCCAUAGUGCAAAAUGCUUUGGAAAGGGUAAAUUUAUUGCGAUCUGAAAAUUUAAUAUUUGAGAAGUUUUAGCAAUGGAAAUCUUCAUUAUUAAAUUAAUUUAAAAGCACUACAGGAUUUCUUGACACCGCAGUCCAUGGCAGUAGAAUGUAGAUUAAAUUGGGCCGGGGGGGAGGUGGGGUGUCAAACACCCUGGAAGGUUGAGAAUAAAGUCCUUGCAGCAUUUGUUAAAUUUUUAUUUUUUCUAAAACAGCUUCAACAUGGAAGAACAACCAUUACUAUUGCCCAUAGGCUGUCCACGGUUCAACAUGCAGACAUAAUUAUUGCAAUUAGUGAUGGAGAAGUAGUUGAACAAGGCACACACAGGCAACUGAUGGAGGCUGAGGGACUGUACUAUCAGUUGGUUCAGAUUCAGGUAAUAAUGACUACACUUAAAAAUGUAGCUAUUAACAAACGUACAGAGGAACUUUUACAACAAACUAGGUAUGAACAUUUACAACAAUUCUAGGUAUGAAAUUUCAAAAUAACUCUAGUUAUGAACUUUACAACAAAUCUAGAUAUGAAAUUUUACAACAACAAAUCUAGAUUUGAACUUUCGUAACUUCAGUUGUAAAGGGGUGAGAGCUGGAAAUUCCAAUUUUCAAAACAGUUCAUUGUUUUGAAUAGAUCUUUAGAUUAUACAUUGUUAUUACAGUUUCUUGAACCCUUUUGAUACCAUGGUUUUCCAUUUUUCCAGAAUCCUGAGCUAUUGGUUGUGGCAUGUGUAAAUGUUUGGGGGCAAAAUUUAAGUAUUACAACCACUUGUAAUUAUUAUGAAAGUAAAAGUAAAGAAUGUCUUUUCACUCGUGAUGUAAUGUAUUCAGUACACAUCCCAUAAGUGCAGUAUAGGGUAAAGGUUUCAAAAAUGAUCAGAAAAAUCUAUAGAGGAUGCUAUUGAUAAGGAAAGAGCACAACAAUUAAAAGCUUAGCUGUUUCAAUCUUUUAUAUUUAGCAUAAAGUAUUGAAAAAAUAUUUUUUUAAAUUUUAGUCAAAGAUUCACAAGGAGUCACAAAUGGGUAAGCACUCAUUUUAUUUAUAAGUUUUUUUUCCACUAUAUAAACCAUACAUUUUGCUAGAGUAAUUUUGAUAACAACUUCACUGUCUGUCCUUCAAAUAUAUAUUAACAAAACAUGUCCUAUUUUCUGUGGCAUAACUAAAACAAAAUAUAUAUUUAGAUGGCUUACUUGGCUAGUACUUAAAUGCAAAUGUAUAAGAAAAAAUUAAUAAGAUCAUUUAAAAAAACAUUCAAAUAAAAUCUAGUCAAUGAAUAUGCAUAAAAAAUGUGGGGGGGGGAGUAAUUUUAGCUAUCAAACCGUUUUGAUCUGAUAUGGCUAAAAAUAAAACUGUGGAGACCCAUUAAAAUGUUGCUUCCAUUAUCCUCAUUAACAAUUAUGCUAUUAUUUUAUCGUGAAGGCCUCACAGUUUUAAUAUAAUAGUUUUGUGAUAGCUGUAAAACAUAUUUGUUUCAUCCUUUUAGUGUUUUUUUUAUAAAACAUUAAAAGUUUGAGGAAAAAAAAUUAUUUUCUUACUUUUCUAAUAAAGAGUAAAGAGUUGCUGCUUUCUCCCCAUUAUAAGUGAAAUCCAAGUCAAUUCUCACAAUUUUAAAUAUAUUUAAAGGUUUGAUUCUUCUCAGAUGAAUUUUAAAUCUGAUGACUUGGCUAAUCUCAAUUAAGACAGUUCUUAUCUAAUCAACUGUCAUUGCCCUUUCAAAAUAUUCUACACAUCUUUGCAUAACCUUAUUUUCAUAAAACUUGUGUUUAUUAAUUGAAAUUAAGUUAUUGUCUUUUCAAAGAAAUAUUUUACAUAGCUUUUAACUUCUUGGCGCUGUAAUCUUUUUAAAAAUAAAAAAUGCACAUUAUGUAUGAUAUAGGCCUAUGCUGAAAAUAAAUAUCCAGUAUUUUAAAGUCUAGCAACUGCUAUAAUUUGUUUAUCUUCACGUCUAUCUUAUGAUUAUAGAAAAUAUAUUAUUCAAUCUGCACUUUUAAAAAUCUCAUUAUUUGCAACAGAACAUAGGAAAAUAUAAGAAUCCCACUAUAUCCUGUCUUUUCAAAUGUUUAUCCCCAAGAAGUUUAUUAGAAUCACUAUUUCAAAGGACCCGAUUACGAUCGCUUUUAAAGACUUACAAUUAAAAAAAUACGUCUUGUGGUUCAAUGAGUUUUUUACCUUUUUUCAACAGUGGAAUAGGUUGAACUGGUCAAAUGUCUUUUAAAUCUUAUAUAUUAACUUUGCUUUUGUUUGUGAGAGGCUGACUGACUGGCUGGAUGGCAAAAUGUUUGGAAAGCUAAUUGGCCCACUUCCCAUCAAGCAAAGCAAUCGAACUGAAACUUGGUACAUAGAGAUUAAAAUUUUCAAUGCCAACCCCCAAAAAUCUGUUUUUCCUGUUCUUCAAGGGGAAGAUAAAAUGAAAUUCCUGACACAAAUUGGGAUUCUUGUUUUGUCAAAUUUUCAGUUCCAACCCAACUUUGCUUGAUGUUACGUUUUAAUUUACUGUGUAGUAGGUGACAUUUUCUAUGGGCUUUCAGAUCCUAACCUGGAUUAAAAAAUGGAGUUGGUUAUUGCUAAAACCCUUAUAUGUACUUUACUCCUUUAAAACUCUGGUCAACUAUAAUUAGCCACAUCAUUUUUAGAAGCUGUGGGGUUUUCUUUGUGUCUCAUUUCUUUCAACUGAUACUCCUAUCUUGUUGCCAACCUUGCUCACUAAGUUGAAGUGGAGGAAGCUCUCAGUCUUUUGUCCCUUAGAAAUGUGGACAGUUGUGAUGCAGGUAAGGAGUCUUCUUCUGCUUUCAUUGGUGUUUGGUGUCAAUAGCCUGGUCAGCUUUUAGAGUACUCAAAAAGGUACUAAAUUGCAAAUAAAUUUAUAGAUUCCCACUUUUCCUUCUGAUAUGUUGUCAAGUUGUAUCAGCAAUAUAAGUGAGUCAAGUUGUAUCAGCAAUAUAAGUGAACUAGAGUGUAUUCUUAGGUUACUCAAUUUUUCCCCCUCGAUUUAUAUUCAAUUUUGUUUUCAUUUAUUAUUAGUUACAAUUCUGACAAGAGUAUUUGCAUGACUUUAAAAAAAAAAAUUUGGUUCCAUUUUUGUUGGUGAAAAAGAAUGCAUUUUAUUCAACUUGAUACAAUUUUAACUCAGUAAACAUUGCUGCACAAUUUUGGUUUUGUUUCAUGGGUGAUGGUUCUUGUAAAUAGCUGAUUACUAGAUUCAAGAGAUGAUUUUAACAAAAUUCCUCAGAUGAGAAAAAUUGUUUGUAAAUAACUUUAAUGUAACUGUUUAAAAACACUUCUUAUGAAUCAGGUCUUUUCCCUUCUUUCAGGCCUUUCUACCCUUACAGUCUAGUAAUUUAGUUGCUUCAACCCUGAUUUAUAAAGUGCAUAAAUUAAAUUCAAUAGUGUUCAAUAAUAACAUUCUCUGUUAAAACUAUGGAUCAUAAACCAUUCUUUACUAAGCUUUGGAUCCCCCUCUAGAAAAGUAACAAUGAAUUUCAAAUGACCUUGUUAUUUUAUUACAUGAGGUAAAAUGUAAUUGAAUAAUUUUUUUAACAUCUUAAAAGUCAUAUCAUAACUUAAAAGCUAAUUUGGCUAUUGUUGAGUACAGUGCCCAUGGCGGCAUUUGCUUGUUUAUUCAAUAUUUGUGCAAGAGUCAUUCCCCUUUGUUUAUUUGAUUGUCGUAGGAAGUCCAGAUGGUGUGUUUUGUAUUAAAAUUUUGAUUGGUUGAUUAUUUAUAAUUUUAAAUUAUCAUUGGUUGGCUAAUUAUCAUAUUUUAUUUGCGCCACCAUCUUUUCAACAUGUUGGCCUAAUGCCGGCAGUUGUGCUCCAAUCAUUUGUGCAUUUUUUUUUAUUUGGAACCUGCAAAAAAGUGUGUAAAAGUGUAUUUCAUGAAACUGUAAGUUGGGUUUUCAUUAUUUCUUUGUUUAGAAUUAUUUUUGGCUUCUUUUUUGCCAUUUUUUGGGGGUUUUUGUUCAUUUUCAAAUUCCAUGUGUUUUUUACGGCUGAUUACUUGUGGCUUUAGGGUUUGGGUUAGGUUUAUUUUAUUUUUUUUUACAUUGGAGAGGGAUCACCCCUCCUCAGAUAAUUUAUUUGUUUCUGAUUUGGUAUUUAAAGUGUUUUGCACUACAUUUUGGCCGCCAUCUUGGUUGACACUUCAUGUGACUUCAUGUGGAGCGUCAACUAAGAUGGCGGCCAUGAUGGGAAACCCCGGGCAUCGUCCUCAACAUUUACCCCGCUAAUUUCUUCUGUGUUCUUAUACUCACUUUUCCUCACACCUCCUGAAAUACUACCUCCAUUUCCCUUGGUGGUUAUUUUUUAUUAUUAAGCUUUAGAAAACUUAUUCUAUAUAAAACGCAAUUGCUUGGCAAAAAUAUCUGCUUCAAAUUUGAAAAGUUGCAAGGCUAUUUUUUUUACAUUGUCAAAUUACUUCUAUUGUGUUGAUAAUUUUUUUAAUUUUAAAGGUUACCCCUUAUUUUAAUUUAAUUAUACAUUAGUUUCAUAAGAUGUUUUCAACAAUGGCAUCCUAUUCUUUAGUUAUCUUUUUAUUAAUGAAUUUCAUUAAAUUUAAACACAUAUUUCAUGGUUAGAGUUAAAAUAUUUUUUAAUUAUUAUUAUUAAUUAUUUUGUUUAUUUUUCUGUUAAUAAUUGUCAAAGACAAAGAAUAUCAUACAAUCCUACAAUGUGAUUGUCUUGGUAAACAUUACUACAUCUGAAUAAAGAAGGUAAUCAAUUUUUUUUUUUUUAAACAUUCACAGAAAUUGAAGAUGUUGAAAUUGUUCAGGAAGAUGAGGAUGUAAUAGGAGAGAAAGUAGCUGAUGAACUAUUAAGGACAUCAUUCAGAAGAACUUUAUCAGGGAGUCCACAAAAGAAAGUAAAGGAUGUGAACUUAGUUGUUAGAUCCAGUUUAAGAAAAGGAAAGAAAAAAUCCAAGAAAGAAAAGGAAAAUGAGGUUAGUGUUUCAUUUGAGAGAAUCUUAACUAAUGUAUUUCAGAUGCAUUAACUUUUUACUCAUAAACUGAAAUGAGAUGAAUGUGUUAUAUCAAGAGUUAACGUUCUACUUAAAGAAGAAGAAUCAAUGAAGUAAAAGGACUUCAUUAUGCUUUUCACAAGAAUUUCACUUCUUAUUUAAGAAGAAAUUAAAAAAUUUUUGUCUUCUUUAGUUAUGGCAUUAACUUAUGUGUUUAGCAUAGCAGGAUGAGAUUUUUUUUCCAUUCAUUUCAUACUUCAAAAAAUAAUGAAUUUUUUUUCAUCUAGGCCUAUAUAUAUAUUUUUUUUUUUAUUUUUUUUUUUUAAAUGUUCCUUCCAAGUAGAACAAGUUAAACCUUUUUUUCUUAAGCAAAUUAGAAGGUUUAUAGUUUAUAUUUUUAUAAUUUAUUUAUUUUCCAUUCAUUUCAUACUUCAAAAAAUAAUGAAUUUUUUUUCAUCUAGGCCUAUAUAUAUAUUUUUUUUUAUUUUUUUUUUUUAAAUGUUCCUUCCAAGUAGAACAAGUUAAACCUUUUUUGCUUAAGCAAAUUAGAAGGUUUAUAGUUUAUAUCUUUAUAAUUGAUUUAUCAGUAAAGAAAAUGCCAAUGAAAAAAAAGAGUGAUUCAAGGAAGAUAUAGAAAUCAAUUUUUAAGAUAAAUAAAUAAAUAAAUUUCAACAUUAACUCAUUGGUCUAAUAUAUUAGGAAAAUGCACAAGACUUAGAAGAAGCAGAGGCAGCAAGUAUGAAGGAAAUAAUGAGAUACAAUGCUCCAGAAUGGCCUCUUAUUGUUUUUGGAUGCUUUGGAUCCAUUAUUGCUGGGGCUAUCCAUCCAGCAUUUUCAUUUCUUCUCAGUGAAUUUAUUAAGGUGAGACUAAAAAUUAAAUUAAUUUUUUUUUUUUUAGUUUUUUUUCUGUGCAAAUAUCUUUCACAUUUAAAAAAAAUAGUUAAGAAAAUCAAUUUAUAAAUACGUUACCAUGACCAUGAUCUGACAUUGAUGAUUUUUAUGAUAAUUAUUAUUUAAAUUUACCAUACACUUUUAGUAUUAAGAAAAAUAAUUUUUGCAUGAUUUGUUAAAAAUAGAUUUUUGGUGUACAUGAUCAUGAUGAGCAGUGGUCUAGAACGCAUGUCCUUGGUGGAAUAGUUAUCGGAGUUGCCUUUGUUUCAGCUGUUGUCCGAAUGUUACAGGUAAAUAUUUUACAAUUAAAUACUGGCCUUGUCAAUUUACUCAACCUAUUUAUAGUAUUUAACUAAAUAAGCAUGCACAAGUAUACAAAUUACACCAUUAGAUAAUCAAUUGACUCAAAUCAGGUUGCUGUAAAUCCAGACUUUAAACUCAAUAUUCUCACAGGGCUAUUGCUUUAGCAAAUCUGGAGCGAUCUUAACAGCUCGACUCCGAAAACUAACAUUUUCCUCCAUGAUCAAUCAGGUUAGUAGGACUAUACUAUAAUACUAACUGCAAUAUUAUGUUAAGAAUUUAAAAAAAAAAAAAACUAAAUUUUUAAGACUGUCACUAUUUAUGAGAAACAAAAUUUUUUAUACUAAGUUAUAUAACUGCAUUUUAAUGCUUUGUUAUCAAGUAACAAGUGUAUUAGAUUUAAAUCAUUAAUCAUUUUCUGUUCAGGAUAUGGACUACUUUGAUAUGCCAAACAACCAGGUUGGAGCACUCACAACAAAGUUGGCUGGUGAUGCAGCUAUGGUGCAAGGGGUAUGUUUAAAAUAUUAGUAGGGUCCAUGCUAGCAAUGCCCAUUAAAACAAUGUUGGUAAAAAAGUUUUGUUUGAGAAUCAAAUGUUCAGAUAACUAGUGUUCAUCGGUCAUGUUGUGCAAGUCAAAAAUUAUAAUAAAACGAAUAGAGAUGGCAGUCAUUGUAAGAGCCCUAAGAAGCCCUGGCAUCAGAUCUGCUGUAGAUACCCUGUGUGUCUUUUAACAUAGGAAAAGUUCACAUCACUAUGAAAUAUUGGAAGUUAGAUAGGGACUGUGACAUAAUUUUCACUCUAUAUCGUAGCAAUUAUUGUUAUUAAUCCAUCCCUGAGGCGCUACUACCCAUGAAGGGCUUUGGUCGGCCUAAUCACUUCCUUCCUCUCAGACUUAAAUGAUGCAUUUCAUUUCCUUUGUAAUUGAAAAAAUAUGUUAACAAAAACUUUUAUUAUUCAUGCUAUAAUCCAAGUAACGGUUUUUAAAAAAAUAUUUUGUCACUUUACAAUCCAAUGUUAUCUAAUCUGAUGGGCAUAUAUAAAAAUGAAUUUAUGUACAAAAAUAUAUGAAAUCUGUUCCAUUAAAGGCCUGCUAUAUUUGUUCUAUUUAAACAGUUGAAAUAUUCAUCAAUUUUUAGAUCCCUAACAAUAUUAUGUUACUUUCCUAGGCUACUGGAUCUAAAAUUGGUCAAAUGCUUGAAGCGGCCUCCACUAUUACCUGUGCUAUUGUUAUAGCCUUUGUCUAUGGGUGGAAACUAGCCUUUGUUGUCAUGUCAUUCAUGCCUCUAAUGAUUCUUGGUGGUGUUGUUCAAGGCCAAGUGAUUGCAGGUGCAUCUAAAAAAGACAAAAAGCAGUUACAGCAGGCUGGAAGAGUAGGUCACCUUUUUAAAAUGUUAAUGCUAUAAUUGUAAUUAAUUUAUAAAUUGUAUGAGUUUUUAAAUAUAUAAACAUUUUAUACAGAAGAAACCAGGUGUGUUGUUCAUAAACUAUAGUUCUUUAUUGUAUUACCACUAUUAAAAAUAUUUUUUUGUCAUCCCAAUGGCUUUGAAACUGAGACCUCAUUAUAUUUUUUCUAACUUAAAAAGUUAUGAGUUAUCACUCACAGAGUUGAUUAAAUAUUUCUUAUGCAAGUAAUUUUUUUAUUGCCAGAUUUGUUCAGAGGUUGUAGAUGCCAUCCGAACAGUUCAGUCUUUGGGAAGAGAGGAUCAUUUUAUUCAAACAUUUGAUGGCUUAAUAGAUUACACCAGAUCGUAAGUUUUAAUUUAUUUAACCAAGUUCUAAAUGUAGACGAUCAAUUAAAGGUCAAAUUCAGAAAACUUGUUAAAAAAUAAUAAUUCUGUUAUUUUAUACAAUUUUCAAUAAGAACUUUUGUUUCCAGAUCCAUGCGAAAAAUGUCUCUAGUAUUUGGGUGCACUUAUGCAGUUGCCAACUGCCUCAUCUUUUUUGCCUACGCUGUAGCUUUUUAUUAUGGCUCAGUCCUUGUCAACGAUGGGGAGAUGGAGUUUUUUGAAGUGUUCAGGUAUGCUGAUAAAUAUAUAACUAUCAAUUUUGCUUGUUUUGUAAGGCAAUUAUUUUAGGAACAUGCAGAAGUUAUCUGUAAAAAAAAUUAAAAUGUAACCAUAAACUUUGAUAAGUUUCCUUAUUGUUUAAUUUCCCUAAAAAUGUUAAUUAUUUUAUCAAUUAUUGCUCUUUUUUUUUUCAUUAAAAAGGACAUUAUAAGCCCAGUUUUUUUAUUUUAAAACUUAUUUUAAAAUGUCAGAUUUUGUACUAUGUGCUUCAUUUCUAUUGUAGAGUGUUUGCUGCAAUUAUUUUUGGAGGUAUGAUGAUUGGCCGCCAGUCUUCAUUUGGAAUUGACUACACUAAAGCCAAAGUUGCUGCUGGACGUAUUUUAACUCUAAUUAACAGAAAACCCAAAAUUGAUGUCAGAGAAAAAGAUGGUUUGAAGCUAGUAAGCUGGUCUGUGUGUUGACCUUAUUUUAUUUUUUUAAUAUACUUAAACAUCUUUAUCGCCAGAUUUUAUAUCUGAAAGAUUUUAAAAUGCUAGUAAUAUAUGCUAUAAACACAAAACUUGAUAUCAAUAAAAGAUCUUUGUUUUAUGCAGAUGCACAUACAAUAAAAGUUCAUAUAAGGGAGUUUUUAUUGAAAAUUAAAUACCGGUAUCUUUUUGUUUUUAAUUUAAUUUAAAUUGUUGAAUUUAAAACAAAGAAGCAUUUAAAUUCAUUCUUUUUUAAUUUACCCUCCAAUUCGAUUUAAUUAGCCUUACAUUUCACUGCUUUACAAGCUUCAUUGUUUUUCUUUCCCCUCCCCACAUUAUCUUAAUUCAAGCAUUAAAUUAAAUCCUCAGUUGUUAAACAAAUUUCAAAAUAGAACCAAUAAACAAAGUUAAAUUAUAAUUAUUAAGAGAUGCUUUGCAUUUAAAAUUUACCUUUAUGUCAUGAUAAGAAGAAAUCUGUUGUCAAUUUUCCUUUUUAUUGCAAACAGCUUUACAGCUGUCACUGAAUCAUUUAUUACAUUUUUUAGGAUGAAUUUAAAGGGGGAAUUACAAUAUCCAGUGCCACAUACCACUACCCCAGCCGGCCUAAUGCUAAAGUUCUUGACGGAUUAAACCUAAUUAUAAAUCCAGGAGAAACGGUAGCCCUUGUGGGUGCUAGUGGCUGUGGAAAAAGUACUACAACGCAACUUAUAGAACGGUUUUAUGAUGUUGACUCUGGAGCAUUGGUAAAUAUUUUUUUUAUAUUGAUACUGAAAUUUUUGUUUGCAACUAACUGAUAUAUAUUAUGAAUCUCAUAUGUGGCAAUGUGCCACUAUAUAAGAGAAUCCACUCUCAUAGUGUCACUGCUAUGGGUAACCCCAAGCACGUACACAUCCAUUAUCCAUGGUCAUUCAACGUAACACUCAGCCGUGUACUGGCCUUAAAUUUUAUGUAGGUUAUUUACACGCGGGAAUAACCAUCCCUGCUCUAGGGGGGGGGGGGGCGAACUGGGACUUGAGGUGUGUACAUUUUUGAGAUUGUGGUGUGGAACGGAUGCGUCGGGUCGGCGGCAGGUGUGAGAGAUUUUCCUGUCGGCUCUGUCAACGGAUUCUACCUUACAUUAAACAGCUAUAGUUCUCAGACCUGAUUGUUUUAUUGUGAUUUCAUUUAAACUGUAAGCUACGUCAUCCACUCGGCUACACAUAUUUGCUUGAUAAUAAAUAGAAACAAGAAUGUGAAGACUGUUUUUUAAUUAAUUUUCUUUUUAAUGUGAAAUUAAUUAGAGAACUUAAAUAAUAAAAAAACACAAUGAAAAAUAAACAUGAACAAAAAAUUAUUUAAAUAACUAUUUAUUAGGCUAAAUCCUUUUAGGCUUUGAUAGAAUAUUUAAAUAAUAUAUCUUAAUUUUUCCUGAAAGAAAAUGAGCUGAACAUGAAUUAUUUGAUUUAAAACUUUUUUUUACACAUUGAUAAAUUGUUCUCCUUUUGCAGAUUGUGGAUGGUAAGGAUCUUCGUAGCCUUAACCUUGAGUGGUAUAGAAAGCAGUUGGGUAUUGUUUCCCAAGAACCAACUUUAUUUGACUGUAGCAUAGCUGAAAAUAUUGCCUAUGGUGAUAACUCUAGGGUUGUUCCAAUGGCAGAAAUUAUACAAGCAGCCAAAGAUGCUAACAUCCACACUUUUAUUUCAAACCUGCCUCAGGUAAGAAAAGUUCAUAACUUAAUUCAAUUUGCAGGAACCAAGUUAACUUACAAAGAUUACUUAAAUUGUGAAGCCUUUAUUUAAUAAUCAAAAGUUCAAAUCAGUCCAUAAAAUGUCCAGCCAUUAUUUUCAUCCCAGCACUCUAUCUCCCUUCUGAAAAGGCCAACUUGAAAAAUCAACUAUGAGGGGAAACCUCAGAAAAAACUUGAUUGUUAUUAAGUAUUUAAGCCCAAGUCCCAUGAUUUUGCAUCUAGCACCAGCUAUUUCCCUCUAUAUGAUAAUCACUACGACUCAUGCACAUGUUUCAAAAAAAUAUCCUAGCCAUGAUGCCUGCCAGUAAUACAAAAAAGUAUGCUCUUGGGUUUUUGGGGGACACUGCUCAGAAAGAUCACUUGAUAAAGGCAGACCCAGGUCUAGCUGUACAUCACUUGAUAAAGGCAGAUCCAGGUCUAGCUGUACAAAAAAAUUGUUAACAAAUUUUUAAAAAUACUUUUGUUCUCAAGUUCAAUCACGUCAGCAAACAAAGAACAACCAGGUACAUUUUUAAUGUAUUUUUUAAUACAGCCUCUUAUAUAAAAUCAGUUGUUUUUUUGUUUUGUUUUUGUACAGGGAUAUGACACCAGUGUAGGUGAAAAGGGGGCACAACUUAGUGGUGGACAAAAACAAAGGAUAGCCAUUGCCAGAGCUCUUGUAAGAAAACCUAAAAUACUCUUACUGGAUGAAGCAACAUCAGCAUUAGAUUCUGAGAGUGAAAAGGUAAGACUUAGAUUUAUGAAAACUGAUCAAUUUUGCAUAGUUUCCAUCUCAUGUAAAAACCUAAAUUAAACAAACACAAAUGCUUUUAUUUAUUAGGAUAUGUUGUUUGUCCUUUACAUGCAAAGAUGACCAAGGCUAUAUUACAUGGUUAGCAGGCUGGUGACAUGCCAGCACCAUCUGCACCUGAAAACCUUUCCCGCGUGUGGGACACACCUUUUUAUCAUGCCCUAGUAGGAUUUGAGUUGAUUUUGCAUUUUCUUGCCAUGUCCAUAAAUUUAAAUGAAGCUUUUCAGACAGUCCUUGAAGCAUAUUUUCUGCCUACCAACUGAGCUCUUCCGACUGGAGGGUUCACCAAACAGUCAUUUUCGGAAUUCAGCUGUCUGGAAUUCUUGCAACAUACCCUGCCCAUCUGGUUUGUCCUUUUUUGUAGGAGCAUUUUGAUGCUAUACAAUCAAUGCGUUGUAGGACCUCUGUAUCAGGGACUCUCUCCUGCCAUCUUAUGCAAUUGAGUUUAUGUAGGCAGCAUAGGUUGAGAGAGGAUUAGCUGUCAAUCAUGUCUGCUGUACACUGUCCACAUCUUGCUAGCUUAUAGGAGAGAUGUUAAGAUGAUUGCUCUAUAUACCUUCAGCAUAAUGGCAAGACUGAGAGUACUGAGACCUCUUUGCUCCUACACACUCCUGCGUAGCCUUCCAGAUGCAACAUUUGCUUUGAAAAUUUGUUUAUUGAUCUCAUCUACUGUUGCUGACUUGGAGAGGGUGCUGCCUAAAUAUGUGAAUUUUUCUAAUGCUUGGAGAAUUGAUCCAUUCACUGAUAUUUAGGUCCUUUGUAAGUGUUCCAUGGAGCUGGCUGGUACAAAAUCUUCUUUUUUUUUCGUAUUGAUGGUGAGGCUGUAAUUUUUCAUAGGCUUUAGUAAAGUGAUCAAGUAUUUGCUGCAUUUUCAGUAUCAAACUUGCAUUUUGGGCAAUCAUCAGCAAACUGGAGGUCUCAAAAUAUUGUUUCUUAAAUUUUCUUAAUUUGAGUUUUUAGUACACCUAUUUUUAUUAUACGUCUUGUGCCCAGAAACAAAAAAAUUAAUAGAAAAUAAUUUUUUUUAAAGGAGAAAAUGUAGCCCAUUGUUGAUAUUAACAUGGUUUUAAAGAGUUAACUAGUGUUAUUUUUUUACCCAAGUGAAUUUGUUUGCUAUGUUUGUUAAGUUCCUGAUGACCUAAUAAAAAAGCUUAUGUGUUUGUUUAAAUUAUUUGAGUUUUCAGUCAUAUCAGUCAUACCAAAACAUUUUGAAAAACAAAUUUCCCAUUUAAAAUUCUGGCAGCUCAGUGCUCACAACUACAUAGGAUAUGAACAACUUUAGGUUUUUAAUGUUUUGAUUUAUUAUUUUAACCUAAAACAUAACUUUUAAAAAUAAGCAAAUGAGUAAUAACAGAGGCAUUACAUUGAAAAGUAUACAAAAUCCUUUGUGCUUUUGAAUAUAUUUUUAAAAAAUUAUAAAUUUACAUCUUCUUAGCAUUCUAAGACAUAAACUUAAGUAACUUCCUGUCAUAUUUAUUUACAGUUAGACUAUUUGUUGUUUCAUUUACAUCUCAAGGCAUAUUAGUUCUCUCAUUAUAAAAAUUUAAUAGAUUGUCCAAGAAGCCCUAGACAAGGCUAGUCAAGAUAGGACAUGCAUUACCAUUGCUCACAGAUUAUCGACCAUUCAAAAUGCAGACAAAAUAGCUGUGUUCAGCAAGGGAAAAGUGGUGGAAAUAGGAACCCACCAACACCUUGUCACAAUAAAGGGAGCUUAUUACAGAUUAUUAAUGGCACAAAACAGGCCACACAAAUAAUAUAUUAGUAUGUAUUUUUUUUAGUUCUGAAUGCCAAAAUUUUGCUUUGAAUUUUUUGUUGGAAUAUUUCUUAUAUAUGUCUAGCCCAGUGGUUUGCAACCUUUGUUUUCAUUCGCUGAAACUGUCAACUAAAGUUAACACCUAACAUGCAUUUGGUGGGGAGCAAGGUGCAAGAGAAUGGCUAUUUUUGUAUGUGACUAUAUUACUGGUCCAAAUCAAAUUCUUCAUUGUUAAAAUUGACUUUUACUCCUUUCAAUCCAAAUCUUGUGACACAUGUGAACCUGAAAUGACCCUCCAGUAUGUUGCUAGGGUGCAGACCUCUGGUAUAGCUUCAUGCCAGUAAUAUCUUAUUGUUGUAUGAGUAAUUCUAUGGAAAUUGACAUGUGUACAAAAUUGAGAUCCAUAGAAUUGUAAAUAUUUUGAUUUUUUUUUCAUUUAUUAACAUAAAAUAAACAUUCUUUUAAAACUGUAUAAAAUAAAAACAUAAUUUAUUUUUCAUUUAAAUUCAAUGUUUGAUUAUGAUUUUAUUAUUUGCUUAGUCUAUCUGCUACAUGAAUCUCCAUUGACAUAUCCGGUUAAAUGUAAUAUAUAUUGUAAAUAUGUGAUAAGUUAUUUUAAGAUGUAUGAAACCAUUUGUUGUUAUGUUUUGCAAUUAAAUAUAUGACUAAAAAAUGUUAACUUUUAGGAGUUUGUUAUUAAUUAUUGGUUACUUCAUUUUAAGUUUUGAAAUUAUGCUUCCCUCUGCUCUAUUUCAUUAGAAUUUAUUCAAUUUAAUAUAAUACAUAUAUAGGUAGUAACCCUAAUCUAAAGGGAUAAAAUUCGGCACUGGAUUAGACUUUGAGCUGUAGAGGGCUUUGUAGCAGUGGCCCACUUGAGUCCCUCUAUUAGACUGUCAUUUUACUUGGGGAUGGCAGGUGUCAAGUUCUACCUAAAACUUUUGAAAGCUUUGUCCAAGAUGUUAUUUCCACCUUAACCCACAUAUUUGGGUUUUAGGGCAGUGGUACUGGGUGGCAGUGGUCUAAACUGAGUCAAUCACAAGCUUGUGGACUGGUGUUCAAUCCCUAGAAAAAGCUGAGACAAGCAAAAGAAAACCUUCCCCUCCCCGCCAAUGGCAAUUCAUCUAAGAGAAGGCUUACUCUGUUAUCAAACCCGGAGAUGGAGUAAGGAUGAGAGAAUGACACUGACGAUUGAGUAACUCUCCCUCACUUUAAACAAAAUACAAGUCAAGGCUACUACUCAAGUUUGAAGUCUCGGUCAUCUUCGCAUGUGAAGGAGGAAUUGUGUAUAUAUAUAUACUAGGUGGGCAAGCAGCACUACAGGUAGGCCAUUCAAAGCACAGGUUAUCAAUUUACAAUUGGGAAGAUUGCUUCAACACUAAUUUUAUCCAAUCCCCCAUUCCCGCUCGCUGAACAACAAACAAAUCUUUCAAUUUAUAAAACUAGUUUUUUGGAUCCUGUUCAAUGUUUGUGAAGCUGUUGUUUUUUUUUUAAUGCAAUCUUUUUUAACUUCAUGUUAAGUAAACAAAAAAAAUGUACUUAUAAUUUUUUAUCUUGCUAAGAAAAUGACAACAGUAGGGAAAUUUCAAUCAAUGUUCUCAACUUCACAUCAAAUGAAUAUUUUUAGAAAAGAACUUUUCACCCUCAAUUACUUUUUAUUUUACGCUCCAAUUCAGCAAAGGCAUCGUGAGAUAGUUUGUGUACCAUAAAUGGAAACUCUCAAUCCAUUGGUUUAAUAAUUAUUUUUAUUGUCAAGGAAAUCUAAAGGCUACGUGGCAUCAUCAUGUUCAAAG
Messenger RNA from Lymnaea stagnalis (great pond snail), 38930 nucleotides. Lineage: Eukaryota; Metazoa; Mollusca; Gastropoda; Lymnaeidae. The record is from the annotation of a GenBank genome assembly.